UCCGAUUUCUAUUUAUCUUUGUAAAUUUAUUUAUACUAAUUAUUAAUUACUCUAUAAUAUUCAUGAUAUAUUUAUAGAAUUUCAAGUCUUAACUAGAUUAAGUUUUACGUAAAUAGUUUUCAGAGCAGCUUGACUGUUUAGAAACAUGGAUAGGAAUAAUAUGAGAGCUCCGUACGUGAGCAGCGGCCCGCGCAGCCUCCCGCACCUCGGCAAGCGGCACUCGAACGGGCAUUCGCACGCGCACUCUGCCAGACUCAGCCCGCCAGCGCCCUCACACAACAACAACACACAACAGGACGAUAUCAUCAACUAUAUAUACGACUCGUGGAACAAGGUGACCCGAGAGGUGGAGCGCGGCGGCGAGGAGGCGCGCUACUACAGCGAGGCGCCGCCGCCGCGCCAGCUCGCCAACUUCCGCCCCUUCAACCUCGACGAGUGGUGGGGCCGCCGCCUGCUGCAGGCCAUCAACCGCUCCAAACACCGCUCCUAGUUCCGGGGCACAGGUUCUGA
This is a messenger RNA of Cydia amplana, 510 nucleotides long. Its product is annotated as MAPK regulated corepressor interacting protein 2. NCBI's taxonomy places the organism in Eukaryota, Metazoa, Arthropoda, Insecta, Lepidoptera, Tortricidae. The record is from RefSeq and is a predicted model, not a curated record. Bases 146 to 490 code for a protein of 114 amino acids. The transcript is spliced from 3 exons.